Messenger RNA from Eublepharis macularius, 720 nucleotides. It is a transcript of the gene TNFRSF13B, whose product is annotated as TNF receptor superfamily member 13B. The record is from RefSeq and is a predicted model, not a curated record. Lineage: Eukaryota; Metazoa; Chordata; Lepidosauria; Squamata; Eublepharidae. Gene Ontology annotation, cellular component: plasma membrane. The transcript is spliced from 4 exons. Gene Ontology annotation, molecular function: protein binding. The coding region runs from base 13 to 720 and encodes 235 amino acids.
CAUCAACAAACCAUGCCUGCCUGCCUGAAGGAAGAAUACUGGGAUAGACUCUUGUAUAAAUGCAUGCCUUGCACACUGGUGUGUCAGACAUCGAAGUUUCAGAGUUGUACUGAGGUCUGCAGGUCAAUUGAGUGCAGCAAGCGUGAGGGUUUCUACUACGACAAUCUCAUCAGAAAGUGCAUGAACUGCACCACCAUCUGUGGACAGCACCCCUGGGAAUGCCAGCCCUUCUGCCGAAGUGACCCUGCAACCUUAUCUGCACCGGCUGCUCUAGCAUGGAAGCUGGACAAUGCACACGACCAGCGGCUGGUGGUCUACCUGGUGUUGGGACUUUGCCUCUGCACGCUGCUCUUCUCCUUGCUGUUAACCUGGGUUUAUUUUAGAAAACAGGGGGAAGAAGUGACCUGCCGUGCCGGCACCAUCCACUGUCACAAAAAAGGGGAUAUCCCCAAAGAAUGCCUAAUGGAAGCUGGAAGUAUGGGAAGUGGAUCCAGUGGCAGCCAGACCCCAGAUCCUGUCGAGACCUGUGGCUUCUGCUUUCCUGAGCAAAGCCUCGCCGUUCAGGAGUCCAGAGCAUGUCACAGAACUUACCAGCUUGGAGCCAGGGAGGAUGCUGUUGCUGCUGGAGUUCCCUGUCCAGGGGGAACCAUCCCUACCCCUGAGGAUGGACACUUCCAGAUUAUAUGCUCUCCCUCGCAAGAGAAGAUGCAGAUGACUUGA